Molecule: messenger RNA, 7055 nt
Organism: Aethalodelphis obliquidens (Pacific white-sided dolphin)
Lineage: Eukaryota; Metazoa; Chordata; Mammalia; Artiodactyla; Delphinidae
Gene: UBE2O
Product: ubiquitin conjugating enzyme E2 O
Exons: 18
Coding region: 2075-5491 (1138 amino acids)
Molecular function (GO): ubiquitin conjugating enzyme activity
Source: RefSeq, a predicted model, not a curated record
CAAAUUAAUUAAUAAAUUAAAAGAAAAAAAAAAGAAUGUAGCCAGAAUAGUGGCCCCUGCACCCCUCCGUCCUCCCUGCCACAUCGCUCUGCUCUACACUGUCAUUGUCAUUGUCACGCGAGAUCAGAAGAGCCUGGAGACCCAGCUUCAGGGUGGAAGGGAGUCAGGCUCGGGCAAGAGGCCAAGCGCAGGUCAGGAGAGCCACAUCCGGGGACACGCUGGCUCACCAGGCCCCCUCCCGGGAACUCGGGGACCUGCCUGCCCCACAGCCUCGCAGAGGUUCUACAGAGGGAGGAGGGAGAAAACCCACCCCUGUCCCUGCCGUGACAGCUUUCACUGGCUGUGUUGUUCCUGCUUCGGCCUCAGAGCAGGGGCCUCAGUUUCCCGUACCCCCUUGGGGGCAGCGAGGCUGGGCUGUGUCCCAUCAAAGACUGUGCUGAUUUAGGGUCUGCACUUGGGCCACUCCCUUCCUUUCCUGGCAGCUCUCUCGGGGACUGACACAGACGCCGAGGUUGGAAUGAUGUGCAGACUCAACUUGGGUCUCUCCUCAGGGUCCCUGAGCCCGCGAGGCAGCCUGUGCCCGCAGCCACAGCUGCUCCAAGCAUGGCGUCACCUCCCGCCCCAUGCAGCACUGUCCAUCUCCCAGUGGAUUUCCCCUCACUGCAACUUCUGGUUUCCGUGGCAACUUGGAAAGACCUGCAGUUGUGGCUUUUGGAAGUCUAAAAUGAGAGCAGAGGUUUGAGAUAGGGUGGGACAGCACUGAAAAUACCUGUCCCACCCAGGGAUUUGGGCCCAGAGGGUUACAGGAUGGGAGGUUCUUUGAAUUAGAAAAAUGGCACUGUCAUCCCAGCACACCCUUAGCAGAGCUCCACGUGGCCCCUUGCAGCCUCCUGGGAUCUUGGAUCCUGAGCUCAGGGUCUUCAGCCUGCGCCUAGGGGGCAGCGGAGGCAGGUGGAGUGAUCACAGCACUUAGCGUUGGCUGAGCCCUUACUGUGGGCCAGGCGCCUGGUGGCCGUCUGUGCUUUCACUGCCUCGUUAAUCCUCUGAGCCACUCAUCCCACCUUCUACACGAGCGCUUCGCGAGGCUGCUUUGCAAGGCUGCAGCGCCAGCGCAGGUGAGUGUCCGGUGUGCUUAACUCCGGGGCUCCCUCUCAUCUGGAACACGGGCUUGUGUCCCUGGAGGAGCAUCUCUGUCACCUGUUGAUGGCGGGCCCAUUGCUUCCCCUUUACUUUUUUUUAAAGUCACAUCCCACUAAUAGCAGGGUUUGCUUUAGUCGUUGCCAGGAUUUCGGUGCCCUUAAGCGCGUGUCUCCCUUCUCAGUUCUCCUCCCGUGAGGUCGCCGUUCCAGGCCCCACGUUCUGCGGUGGAGUCACCUUGAGUGUUCGGUUGGGUGUCUGAGGGAGCAGCUCUUCCAUCCCCCUAGUUUGGGGUCUUGGAGGUGCCUGAGCCAGGGAGGUGGGCAGCCACACAGAGAUGCGCCGGUUCCCAGGACUCAGUGAAGAACCGCAGGGGAGCGGCCCCAGGUUUGGGGAGCCAGCAAGGAAGGUGCACUGGCCCAGUGGAGAAGCGUCUCCCGCCUGGGCUGCUGUGGGGCAUCCGGUGCCCGGCAGGGGGAGGGGCUUUGUCAUGGAGGGAUGGGUCAGUGCUUGCUGCGCGGUUGGCCAGGCUCCAGAAGCCGGCGUCCCGAGAGUCCAGAGUCGGUUACUCAGCAGCUUGCAGUCCUCUGCGGGGCAGUCGAUAACGAGCAGGCUGUGACUGGCGGGGCAGGAUGGCCCAGAUUAGAAGGUGGUGAGGCUGAUAGCGGCUUCAGGGUGACCCUCGGCCCAGUGUCACACUCCUCCUGCAACCCACCCUGCUCAGCACUCGGCAGCAGGGGUGCAGGGCAGGCAGAAGCUGGAAAAAGGAUUCCACUCACAGCAAAAUGUUUGGCUCUCUGCAGAAUGGGCUGUUAAAUCCUUCAUUUACAAUGAGGCCUUACGUGGUUUGUCACGUAGCCACUUUUCAGCGUGACCAGAGUUACCGCUGUUGAAACUAGAGGACCGCUCCGUGGUGCCCCGGGAUGUGGUCCGGCACAUGCGCUCCACUGACAGCCAGUGUGGCACGGUGAUCGACGUGAACAUCGACUGCGCCGUGAAGCUCAUUGGCACCAACUGCAUCGUCUACCCCGUCAACAGCAAGGACCUGCAGCACAUCUGGCCCUUCAUGUAUGGGGACUACAUCGCCUAUGACUGCUGGCUGGGGAAGGUCUACGACCUGAAGAACCAGAUCAUCCUCAAGCUGUCCAACGGCGCCAGGUGCUCCAUGAACACAGAGGAUGGUGCCAAGCUCUACGAUGUCUGCCCGCACGUCAGCGACUCUGGUCUCUUCUUUGAUGAUUCCUACGGCUUCUACCCAGGCCAGGUGCUCAUUGGCCCUGCCAAGAUCUUCUCCAGUGUCCAGUGGCUGUCAGGGGUCAAGCCCGUGCUCAGCACGAAGAGCAAGUUCCGCGUGUUGGUCGAAGAGGUGCAGGUUGUGGAGCUGAAGGUCACGUGGAUUACCAAGAGCUUCUGUCCAGGGGGCACGGACAGCGUCAGCCCCCCGCCCUCUGUCAUCACCCAGGAAAACCUAGGCAGGGUGAAGCGUCUUGGAUGCUUUGACCAUGCUCAGCGGCAGCUCGGGGAGCGCUGUCUGUAUGUCUUCCCAGCCAAGGUAGAGCCGGCCAGGAUUGCCUGUGAAUGUCCAGAAAAACACUGCGCCCAGGGGGAGGGCUCUGUGGCCAAGAAGGUGAAGCGCCUCCUGAAGAAGCAGGUUGUGAGGAUCAUGUCCUGCUCCCCGGACUCCCGGUGCUCCAGGGACCAUUCCGUGGAGGACACAGGCAAGAAGGGGGCGGCCAAAGCCAAGAGCGAGGCAGGGUCCGCCAGCCCCGAGGGGACGCCCGAUGGGUCUGCCAGCCCCGUGGAGAUGCAGGACGAGGGCCCCGAAGAGGCCCACGAGGGGGGCGAGCAGCUGCCCCCCUUCCUGCUGAAGGAGGGCGGGGACGACCGGCUGCACUCGGCCGAGCAGGACGCCGAUGACGAGGCCGCCGACGACACAGACGACAGCAGCUCGGUGACCUCCUCCGCCAGCUCCACCACCUCCUCCCAGAGCGGCAGCGGCGCAGGUCGCAAGAAGAGCAUCCCCUUGUCCAUCAAGAACUUAAAGCGGAAACACAAGAGGAAGAAGAAUAAGAUCAGUCGGGACUUCAAGCCGGGGGACAGGGUGGCGGUGGAGGUGGUGACCACGAUGACCUCAGCAGACGUGAUGUGGCAGGACGGCUCCGUGGAGUGCAACGUCCGCUCCAACGACCUCUUCCCUGUGCACCACCUGGACAACAAUGAGUUCUGCCCUGGAGACUUCGUGGUGGACAAGCGAGUCCAGAGCUGUCCGGACCCUGCUGUCUACGGCGUGGUGCAGUCUGGGGACCACGUGGGCCGCACCUGCAUGGUGAAGUGGUUCAAGCUGCGGCCGAGUGGGGACGACGUGGAGCUGAUUGGAGAGGAGGAAGAUGUGAGCGUCUACGACAUUGCCGAUCACCCUGACUUUCGGUUCCGCACGACCGAUAUUGUUAUCCGAAUUGGCAACACUGAGGAUGGAGGGCCUCACAGGGAGGAUGAGCCGUCGGUCGGCCAGGUCGCCCGCGUGGACGUCAGCAGCAAGGUGGAGGUGGUGUGGGCUGAUAACUCAAAGACCAUCAUCCUGCCCCAGCACCUGUACAACAUCGAGUCUGAGAUCGAGGAGUCAGACUAUGACUCGGUGGAAGGCAGCACCAGUGGGGCGUCCUCGGAUGAGUGGGAGGAUGACAGUGACAGCUGGGAGACGGACAAUGGGCUGGUGGAGGACGAGCACCCCAAGAUAGAGGAGCCCCCCAUCCCAGCCACCGAGCAGCCAGCGGCCCCCGAGGAGGACAAGGGAGUGGUGAUCAGCGAGGAGGCUGCCACGGCCGCCAUCCAGGGAGCCGUGGCCAUGGCCACCCCUGUGGCUGGGCUGAUGGAGAAGGCGGGCAAGGAUGGGCCCCCGAAGAGCUUCCGGGAGUUGAAAGAGGCCAUCAAGAUCCUGGAGAGCCUCAAGAACAUGACCGUGGAGCAGCUUCUGACGGGCUCGCCCACCUCCCCCACGGCGGAGCCGGAGAAGCCGACGCGGGAGAAGAAGUUUCUGGACGACAUCAAGAAGCUGCAGGAAAACCUCAAGAAGACCCUGGACAACGUGGCCAUCGCAGAGGAGGAGAAGAUGGAGGCGGUGCCAGACACUGAGCGCAAGGAGGACAAGCCCGAGGGGCAGUCGCCUGUGAAGGCCGAGUGGCCCAGCGAGACCCCGGUGCUCUGCCAGCAGUGCGGCGGCAAGCCCGGGGUCACCUUCACCAGUGCCAAGGGCGAGGUCUUCUCGGUGCUGGAGUUCGCGCCCUCAAAUCACUCUUUUAAGAAAAUUGAGUUCCAGCCUCCAGAAGCCAAGAAGUUCUUCAGCACGGUGCGGAAGGAGAUGGCCCUGCUGGCCACCUCGCUGCCCGACGGCAUCAUGGUCAAGACCUUCGAGGACAGAAUGGACCUCUUCUCGGCCCUGAUCAAGGGCCCCACUCGCACCCCCUACGAGGACGGCCUCUACCUGUUUGACAUCCAGCUCCCCAACAUCUACCCAGCCGUGCCCCCCCACUUCUGCUACCUCUCCCAGUGCAGUGGCCGUCUGAACCCCAACCUGUAUGACAAUGGGAAGGUGUGCGUCAGCCUCCUGGGCACCUGGAUUGGAAAGGGGACAGAGAGGUGGACGAGCAAAUCCAGCCUUCUCCAGGUGCUCAUCUCCAUCCAAGGUCUAAUCCUGGUGAAUGAACCGUACUACAACGAAGCCGGCUUUGACAGCGACCGCGGCCUACAGGAGGGCUAUGAGAACAGUCGCUGCUACAACGAGAUGGCGCUCAUCCGCGUGGUGCAGUCCAUGACCCAGCUGGUGCGGCGGCCGCCCGAGGUCUUCGAGCAGGAGAUCCGGCAGCACUUCGGUACUGGCGGCUGGCGGCUGGUGAACCGCAUUGAGUCCUGGCUGGAAACCCACGCCCUGCUGGAGAGGGCCCAAGCGCUGCCCAACGGGCUUCCCAAGGACAGUAGCUCGCCAGAGCCGCCAGCUGUGGCCGAGCUCUCAGACUACGGCCGAGAAGAACCUGAGGACGGAGGGCUGGCCCCUGGAGAGGCCUCCCAGGGCUCAGACUCGGAGGGCGGCGCGCAGGGCCCGGCCUCAGCCAGCAGGGACCGCACAGACCAGACUUCGGAGGCAGCGCCUGACGCCUCAGUGCCACCCAGUGUCAAACCAAAGAAGCGGAGAAAGAGCUACCGGAGCUUCUUGCCUGAGAAGAGUGGCUACCCUGACAUCGGCUUCCCCCUUUUCCCGCUGUCUAAGGGUUUCAUCAAGAGCAUCCGGGGGGUCCUGACGCAGUUCCGGGCCGCUCUGAUGGAGGCGGGCAUGCCCGAGAGCCUGGAGGACAAGUAGUCAGCCAGCCCUGGAGGAAGGAGCGCCGCCCGCGGGGAGAGGCCAGCUGCUGCCUGCUCACUCCCUCCCCUGGAACCUCCCCUCUUCCCUUUCCUCCUCCGUCCCCAGUGCAAGCCCCGCCCAUUGCCCUUUUCUUCCCAAGGUGAGUUUUAUGCUGAAGUGCAGGAAGUUUCUUGAGAUGCUGCCAUUUCUGUUCCCAAGCAAUCUUCCAGCAAGCGGGGUCCGCGUGGCAAAGAAAAUCUGAACCCUGUUGCUGAUUUUCCACUUGUCACCCCAGGCAGGGUGUCCCAGCACUUCCUCCCUCGCCAUCUCCACCUCAGGUCGGAGGUGGGCCUUUCGUGGGGGCUGACGCGGGAGAACUCGGGGCCCAGGUGUGUGCGGACCCGCGGGGCCGGACCCGUGGGACGAGUGGAUGUGCCUUGCAUGAAGUGUGGGUUGCUCCAGCGGUGCCCCGGUCCCCUUUGUCCUCUUCAGUCCCACUGUAGCUUCCUAGUGUCCCAGGCCCUCCUGCUGCCACCACCAACCGCCUCCUCCCUCGUGUCCCAGCGCCAACACUCUCCCUUGGGAGUUGUAGCUGCCGUCACAGACUCCUGGCUCUGCUCUGGCCCAUUUGCACAGGAGAGCCUUCGGGCCUGUUGAACUCGCUCUCUAAGAGAGGUUGGGACCAGGCUGGGUUCGGGGUGACCCCCAGGAGAGGUGGUGGCCCUCACACGCUGACAUGGAGUGAGGACCAGGGAGCUGCUGGGAAGGAAACAGCUGUAGGUGCCUUGCUCUUCCUGUCCCACGGGGCCUUGCGCAUCUGCUCCCCCGCUCAGCCCCAUCCCAGGGCCCCCGGAGGCCGCAGCACAGACAAGGCCAGGGCAAGUGCGAGGGCCCCUCCUGUAGACUGUGCCCCUCCCACUAUCAAAUGCUAACGCUGGGAGGCGGCACAUAGCUCCCUGAACACAGCGAGCCAGCCCUCUCUCCCGGAGGAUGAGAGCGAGGCCUGUCAGCCCUUCACUUACAAGCUGCAGGCUCAAUGCGGGAGAGAGGCGGCCCGCAGGCUCCUCCCUCGCAGAGACGGGCCCAGAGGUUUACAAGUUUUCUAAGCGUUUGAUAAUGUGAAGCUCCAGUUGAGUAGGAUGCUGUUGAGCACAUCGCAGCUGUGUAAUUUUGGUGUAUGUAUGUAAUAUUUAAGAUUGAAAGAAAAUAAAUCUCAAAAGCAAAGAUAUUAACUCUUACUAGAAAAAAAAGACAAAAUAAGAAGCCAAAGCAUGAUGCGUCUUGUCCGCCUUACGCUGGCUCCACACCUGCGCUGCCGCAACCGCGCGGGCGGCCGGCAGCAGCGCGGGGAAGGGCGGGGCCGGAGCCGGUGUCUUGUUCGAGGAUCACCCGGGGUGACUGCCGCCGGGGCUGCGCUUCCCCGGUGCGUUGUUCAUGUGGAGAUGUGAAUGCCUACUGCUUAAGAUACCUGUAUAAAGUGCGGUGUGAUUAAACUUUUUUUUUACUUGCAUUUUUUUUUUGUUUGGCUCAUUACAAUGUACAAAAAAGACAAGGUGGCACCAUUAAACCUGCCUCUGCCAUC